AUGACACUUUCUCUUGUCAGCGACGGAUCCGGCUUCAUCGGUCUGCAUCUAGUGAGCCUGCUCCUCGAAAAAGGCCAGAAAGUGCACACCACCAUCCGAAGUCUCAAGAACAUCCCCAAAUGCAAGCCCCUUCUAGACCUCCGAUCCAAAUACCCUGGACACCUCUCCCUCUUCGAAGCAGACCUCAUGAAGCCCAACUCCUUCACUCAAGCUAUGCAAGACUGCACGAUCAUCUACCACGUCGCUUCUCCGUUCCUCGUUCACAGCAGAUCAAAGACGGAGAACGUCCUGGAAUCAGUCAACAAAUGCCAGACCGUUCAACGAGUAGUCCUGACCUCCUUCAUUGCAGCCAUGUACGGCGAUUGCAUCGAAAUCGCCUCCCGGAAGGACAGCACUCUGUCCGAAUCCUGCUGGAACGAAACCAGCAGCACCACAAACAACCUAUACCGUUAUUCCAAGGUCAUUGCCGAACGCGAAGCGUGGAAGAUGCAACAGGUCCAGAACCGUUGGGACCUCGUGGUGAUUAACCCCGGGUUGGUACUUGGUCCCUCGUUGUCCCCCGGGUCUUCCUCCGGGAGUUUGUUCAUGGUUGAGAAUUUGUUCCGUGGUGACAACAAAAUGGGAUGUCCGGAGCUGUAUUUCCCUAUUAUAGACGUGCGGGAUGUGGUUGAGGCGCAUGUCAGAGCUGGGAUGAACCCUGUAGCGAAGGGAGGGUAUAUUGUUGCGGGGGAUCGGAGUAUUUGUUUACUGGAGAUGACGGACCUGGUGAGGCCGGUUCAUCAGAGUCCAAAGGUGUUGCCUCAAUGCUAUCUACCGAAGCUGCUAGUAUAUGCGGUUGGGCCGUUUAUUGGGGUGUCGAUGAGGCGGAUUGCCGGGAAUAUCGGGGUUCGGUUCAAGGUUGAUAAUUCGAGGAGUGUGAGGGAGUUGGGCAUGUCGUAUCGGCUGGAGGAUGAAGUGGUUAGGGGCCAUUAUGAGGAUUGGGUGAAGAGUAUUGGGAGACGGUGA
Aspergillus sclerotioniger CBS 115572 is the source of this 1005-nucleotide messenger RNA. RefSeq names its product NAD(P)-binding protein. The transcript has 3 exons. NCBI's taxonomy places the organism in Eukaryota, Fungi, Ascomycota, Eurotiomycetes, Eurotiales, Aspergillaceae. The record is from RefSeq and is a predicted model, not a curated record. Gene Ontology annotation, molecular function: oxidoreductase activity, acting on the CH-OH group of donors, NAD or NADP as acceptor. Bases 1 to 1005 code for a protein of 334 amino acids.